This is a messenger RNA of Synchiropus splendidus (mandarinfish), 4686 nucleotides long. RefSeq names its product rho guanine nucleotide exchange factor 12-like. The coding region runs from base 363 to 4196 and encodes 1277 amino acids. The record is from RefSeq and is a predicted model, not a curated record. Gene Ontology annotation, molecular function: guanyl-nucleotide exchange factor activity; G protein-coupled receptor binding. Gene Ontology annotation, cellular component: cytoplasm. Gene Ontology annotation, biological process: G protein-coupled receptor signaling pathway. Lineage: Eukaryota; Metazoa; Chordata; Actinopteri; Syngnathiformes; Callionymidae. The transcript has 36 exons.
UGUGAGUUUGGGGCGGUGGGAGUCAGACGGGACUUCAAAAUUCCCUUCUCCAUUUCCAUCACACCGCCAAGAGAGAACUGCGGCGAAUGAAGAUAUUUAGAGGGAUUGGGUGUAGUAAAUAUCCGGUGAAGCAAAGAAGCCCGUCGUUUCGUUUCGUUUGGUCUAAGAAUUUUAGCGACAGUUUUCCGGAGCAGACGGAAGUUUCCCAGAAAGACGAUGAAGAUAUUCUAGCGCUGGAAUUGAUUUGUGCUUCCAGGACAGGAGACAGCCUUAAAUGCGAGGUCAUUCUGUGGGAGGAGACAUUACUUUGAACAAAUUCAUGACAAUGUUAUUUAGAUAAAGACUUUGGAAACACUUGCCAAAUGCAGUCUACACUCACUGACAGGACACCUAAUAUUCUCAACAAAGAUUCCACAGAGAAGAAACAGAAGCAUGAAAACGCCAUCUUCCUCAAGCAUGAGUUCGACCCCACAGGUCUGGUCCAACGCUGUGUGAUCAUCCAGAGAGAUGAAAACGGUUUUGGACUGACAGUGAGCGGAGACAAUCCUGUGUUUGUGCAGCUGGUCAAGAAAGAUGGAGCAGCGAUGCGAGCAGGAGUCCAGACAGGCGAUCGGAUCAUCAAGGUUAACGGCACAUUUGUGACUCACUCCAACCACAUCGAGGUCGUAAAGCUGAUUAAAUCGGGCUCCUAUGUUGCGCUGACGGUGCUGGGCAGACCCCCUGGUCUUCCUCAGAUCCCCCUGGAGGAGGAGGAGGGAGAGGAGGAAGUGGAAGAGGAAGAGGGGGAGAAAGGGGAGGAGGACAAGGAAGUGUCCAGUCAGCUCUGUAGAGAGAAGUGCGAGGAUGUCCCACCUCCACCAGCUGAUGAGGACGAGUCCAACCAGGACGAUGAAGACCAAACCUGGACUUCCUGUGCGGACGACUCUACGUGCGCUGGUUCGAUUCCGGAGAGCCCUGGCACCGAUGAGAGUCCAAACAUCAACCUCCAAGAUGGACGUGACUCCUGCCCCGUGCUGGACUCGGAGGAUGACGUGGAGUCCAGAGGCCAGUGCAUUGUGGGAAACCCCCCCUACCUCCUCCAUCCUCAGAUCAUUGGCGCCGAGGACGAUUAUUUCGAGUCGCAGCAGGAGCAGAUUCCAGGACAAAGCAGCUGCUUCCAGAACAUCCACCUGAUGAAGACCCGACCCGCUCACCUGGCUGUCUUCCUGCAUCAUGUUGUCUCACAGUUUGACCCUGCACCGCUGCUGUGUUUUCUCUUCGCCGACCUCCACCUGCAGACCAGCUCCAGAGAAAGUCGUCGGUUCUUCCCAGAGCUUCACAGCCUCUUCCUGGAUCGAACUGCUAACCUGAAGGUGUUGGUGCCAGAACACAUCGCCGCUGAGCUGGAGAAACGCAGGCUGGAGUUGAUCCCGGAGGAUCAGUGUAAACUCUACACUCAGAUGUUGCAGGACUCACUGCUGCCCGACUUAAAUAAGAACCUGGAGGACUUCAGACAAAAGCGCAGCAUGGGGCUGACCCUGGCCGAGACCGAACUUUCCAAGCUUGACCUGGAGGCCGUGAAAGACGCUGUGACGUCAGAGAGGGAGUGUUGCUGCGCUGAGAACAUCUUGUCCAAGAUUGAAGACAUUCUGAUGGCGUCACCGCCUGCAGAAGAGGAGAAGUGCCAAACGAUGCAGUACGUCAUUCACACUGUCAUGAAACAUUUGGGAGUGAAGGUGAAGGAGGUUCGUGGCCUGGAGCAAAAGAGACCGAGGAUCAACUUCCUGCCUAAAAUCAAGCAGAAGAGCAUCAGGCCUGAGAAGGAGGGGGAAGAGAAGGUGAAAAGGCCACGCUUCCCCAGCAUCCUCGGUCCUCAACGGCGACUCAGCAGAGUGGACUCGACCUCUGGUGCAGUGGGAAAAGCGCUGGAGUUGAACAAACAACGUUCACCGAAGCUUCUCUCUCAGACGGUGAUCUCCAUCCCGGAGACCAGCGACGCCGGUCUCGGUUCUGGACGGGUCCGUGGGAACCUGCUCAGUGAUGGUUCGGACUCCAGUGCGCAACUCUCUCCAUUCACCACUUCGCCAACCAACAGCACCCCCAGUGGUCAGACCUCCGACACCAGUGGACAAGACUCUGACCCAAACGUGUCUCCGUUUCCGCACCGAUCGACUGAUGGUGUUCAGUCAAGUGACUUGAGCGAUGGUGGUGUCAACACAGCGGCAUCUCAGUUCGACUUCAGUCCCUCAAAUGUGGAGCAGCUGCAGGACGAAGAGAACUUCAGGGCUGAGUUGUCAUGUUCAGCGCCGGCUGACGUCCAGAGCGAGGAGGACGUGGCAGGCGACGUGGAGGGUGAAGACCAGCGACUCAACUGGCAGAGUCUGGUGAGUCGGGACGUCCUGGCGACGCUGACCCCGCGGGAGAUAAACCGUCAGGAAGUCAUCAACGAGCUGCUGUACACUGAGCGCGCUCACCUGCGGACGCUGAAGGUGCUGGAUCAGGUGUUCUAUCAGAGGCUGAGCCGUGACUCUGUGCUGCCCCCGGAGGACAUCCGGAGUAUAUUCAUGAACCUGGAGGAGAUCGUCCAGCUUCACAUCUCCAUCUCAGAACAAAUGGCCUCCAUCAGGAAGAGAAACGAGACUUUUGUGAUCGGUCACAUUGGAGAUGAUCUGCUGUCCUGGUUUGGUGGCGACGAGGAGGAGAAGAUCAUCAAAGCGGUUGGAACGUUCUGCAGCAACCAGCCGUCGGCCCUGGAGUUCAUCAAGAGCCGAAAGAAGAAAGACCCAAGGUUCUGCCUCUUCAUGCAGGAGGCCGAGAGGAACCGUUUGUGUCGCAGAUUGCAGCUGAAGGAUAUCAUCCCGGUGGUGAUGCAGAGGUUCACCAAAUACCCACUUCUGCUGGAGAACAUCGCCAAGUACUCUGAUGACGGAGAGGAAAAGGAGAAGGUGAAGAAAGCUCUGGAAUGUUGCAAGAAGAUCCUGAACAAUGUCAACCAGGCGGUGAAGGAGGCUGAGAUCAGACAGAAGUUGGAAGAUUACCAGAAACGGCUGGACAUAUCAUCGCUGAAGCAAAGUGAAAAUCCUCUGAUUCUGGAGCUGAAGAAUCUGGACCUGAGAACAAGGAGGCUGGUUCACGAGGGCCCGCUCACUUGGAAGGUCAACAAAGACAAGACGAUCGAGCUCUACACCAUCCUGCUAGAGGACGUGCUGGUUCUGCUGCAGAAGCAGGACGAGCGUCUGGUGCUCAAGCUUCAUGGGAAGAACGUGGUCAACGUGGCCGACACCAAACACAUCUUCAGCCCUGUCAUCAAGCUUAACACCGUGUUGGUCCGUUCAGUCGCUACCAACAACAAGUCGUUCUUUGUUUUGUCCAUGUCGGAGAAUGGUGCUCAGAUCUACGAGCUAACGGCUCAGUCUGUCUCCGAUCAGAGAACGUGGCAGCGUCUGAUCACGCAGUGCGCUGAUGCCAUGAAGGCCAAGCCUCACAGCGAAAACACGCCCUCUGCUGGUCGAUCGCAAGCGGAGCAAGCGGCCAUCGACAUCAUCGAGUCUGAGACGUCGGAUGCGAGCAAAGACGACGCAGCGUCAGAAGACGCUCUCCCUCCUCCGGUGGCUCUGAACCCGUUCGACGGUCUGCGGUCAGAAGAUGAGGCAGAGGAGGAAGUGGAUGAAGCGGAGCUGGAGGCCUUUCUGGACGGUCAGCUGGCGGACACGCUGCCGUUCCUGCAGGAGAGAUCUCGCCGUGCAGUCGCUCUGGAAAACCCAGACUCUUUCUGUUACCCUGAAUCCAAAGCAGAAGAAGCCCUGAGGACGUUGCUGAUGCUGAAGGACGUCCUCUUCAGUCACAUGAUCAGUAGGGACCAAGAGAAGACGGUGGACCAGGAAGAGAACAAGACCACUGAAGGACCUGAAGCGCCACCUGCUGGCACUGAUGAGGAUCAGGCUUAUUUACAGCAGGAUGAUGCUGAGAUGGACAGUUGUGUAGUUCAGGACCCGUCUGCUGGUUCUGAUGACGACUGCGGAGGAGAUGUCGGCAUCGAUAUGAGGAAACUUCUUUCAUCGUCCUCGCAGACCGACGGAGGAGGCCCAGACCUGAGCCGCCAAUUGAUGACUCACCUGCGCCUCCUGCAGGCCGACCUGCAGUACCUGAAGGAAGUGGAGGCGAAGUACAUCGAGCUGCAGCAGAAACUCACUCCCAACGGCGACGGAAUUCACUGAUGGUGAUGACCCCUCACCUUUGACCUUAACCUGUGCUGUCUGAUGAUGAGCAAGGACAUCAGGAAGUGAGAACACUGGAGGAGAGACGCUGAAUAAAAGGAUUCAUUCUUGAGCUGCUGUUCACAAAAACAUUCAGAUACAUGGUCAUCGUGAGCGUUCGCACGUGGGUUUUAAUGUAUUGAACUGUAUUUAUUGUUUUAACUCUCACAACAGCUGUUAUUUUCCUGCUCCACACCAAUACACAUUUUAUUCUGUGUAAAUGAUAGAUUUUAACAUUGUUAAUGUGGUUAAACCUUCUGUCAAGCCAAAUAUUUUAGCUGACAUUGUCGUGACACCAUUCGCCCUGUUAUUACUUUACUUCCCUGCACACUUUCAUCCAAAGUAUGAAGUUCAUGUUGUAAUAAUUAAAAGUGCAGUAAAACUGUUAAUGAAAAAAAAAACUUUAAUUCUGAUGCUUGACAUGUCUCAGUAAACGUCUCUGAAAGAGAAA